This is a messenger RNA of Cariama cristata (Red-legged seriema), 544 nucleotides long. RefSeq names its product ubiquitin carboxyl-terminal hydrolase 34-like. Bases 71 to 511 code for a protein of 146 amino acids. The record is from RefSeq and is a predicted model, not a curated record. The transcript is spliced from 4 exons. NCBI's taxonomy places the organism in Eukaryota, Metazoa, Chordata, Aves, Cariamiformes, Cariamidae.
CCAGCGUUUGUGUAUUCAUGUGAUACAGAGACUGAGGCCAGUGCAUGCACAUCUUUAUCUCCAGCCAGGAAUGGAAGACUGUUCGGAUGACAUGGAUGGUCCUGUGGAAGACAUUGGCAGUCGCUCUUGUGUAACACGCUUUGUGAAGACGCUCUUGUCAAUUAUGGAGCAUGGUGUUAAGCCUCACAGUAAACAUCUCACAGAAUACUUUGCCUUUCUUUACGAAUUUGCCAAAAUGGGAGAAGAGGAAAGCCAGUUCUUGCUUUCACUGCAAGCCAUAUCUACAAUGGUCCAUUUCUACAUGGGAACUAAAGGACCCGAAAAUCCACAGGUUGAAGUACUUUCUGAGGAAGAAGGGGAGGAAGAGGAGGAAGAGGAAGAUAUACUUUCUUUAGCAGAAGAAAAAUAUAGGCCUGCUGCACUUGAAAAGAUGAUUGCCCUGAUUGCUCUUCUAGUUGAACAGUCUCGCUCAGAAAGGCAAGAGUUUCUGAAAAACCAAUGUAAAUUCUAAUCUAAGCUAGUUCAGAAAGAAAUUAGAGAUUUU